Strongylocentrotus purpuratus (purple sea urchin) is the source of this 2510-nucleotide messenger RNA. RefSeq names its product acidic proline-rich protein PRP33. The transcript is spliced from 4 exons. The record is from RefSeq and is a predicted model, not a curated record. Lineage: Eukaryota; Metazoa; Echinodermata; Echinoidea; Camarodonta; Strongylocentrotidae. Bases 172 to 825 code for a protein of 217 amino acids.
CUUAUUGACAAUUUCAUUCGGUUCGAGACGACAGGUUUUGCACGCAAUAUAUUCAUAAUCUAUUCGUCGGUUCGUUCGCAAGUGCUUUACGUGUUUACUGGGAGAAGAUUUCUUUAAAAAAAUAUCCUUUUAUUAUAGUUUUGCUCCUAUUGUGGACAAUAAUUCAUCGCUAUGGUGAAACCGACUGUUUUUGCUAUUGACCCAUCGCAAGAGAAAGCCAAGCAGAAAGCGAUAGAAGCUGGCCAAGUGGAGGUCCCUAUCCAAACGGACAAACUUCAGAAUGAAUUUGCCGUUCAGACGCAAGCGGGCGCUAGACGAGGCUGUUGCGGAUCGUUGCAGCGAUGGCAGAAGAUCUUUAUCGGUGUAGUGGCAACAAUGCUAGUAGUUGGGUGCAUCGGUUUCUUCACUCAUCGAAUGCUUGUACGUAGCGGAUGGUGUGGAACUGAUGAUUCGCUUGAGAGAGGUCAUCACCGAUGGGAUGAGAUGAAAGGAGACCAUGAUGAGAGAUUUGGAGAACAUAAUGGAAUGCCAAUGGAUGGUGAUGACAGAGAUGGCCCGCAUGGGGGCGGCAGUGAGGACCAGGACGGCCACGAUCGACCAGGAAGCUCUAGCGAAGAGGAGGGCGAUCAUGAUCACCACAAACGACCUCAUCAUGGAUCCCACGAUGGACCCGACGAUGGUCCUCAUCAUGGACCCCACGGUGGACCCCACGGUGGACCCCACGAUGGACCGUACGAUGGCCCCCACGAUGGCCCCCAUCCCGGCCCGCACCACGGCACCCAGCGUCCAGAAGGUCCCUACGGCGGGGAAGACGUACCUGCUUGAGCAGGUUUAGACAUUUAAGGCACUAACUUGUUCAAAAUAUUUGGAAAUCACAUCAUUUGAUUAUUCACAUGAUUUUGUAUACUAGGUAUACUGAAGAAUAGAUUUUGAUCGUAAGACGUAGAGCGCCCUCAGCGAUAUAUUAGUGGAGAACACACAACACACACACACACGCAACUCAUUCAACGCUAAUAUACAUCCCACGUGUAACCCAAUACAACCAAAUGAGUAUGUUUGUUUUGGUUUUUAUUCAGAUUACACUAUGUACAUAGUAAAAGGUUUUUAAUCGUGGAUUUAUACCUUUUGAACUACACGUAUUUGGAUAGUGAGAUCAUUUUGUCUAUUUUCAGUUAUCUUUUUGAAUUUGUAAUGAUAAGUCAUUUCUUGGAUUUCACUUUACCCCGAAUUCUGCGUCAUUAAAUCAUGAUUUUCUUGAGGUCAAAUAAAUCCUUAUUCGUCAAGUGAAAGAGGACACUGUUUUCACUUCAGGCAAUGGGUCGGAAUAUAUUUCUGGUAGACAUCAAAUCAACAUUCAAGGGGUUAAUGUACUUAUAUUGAGUGCCUAGCCUGGUGGCAGUACUUGAUCCGUUUUGUGCCUUCCUUUUUUCAAAUGUGAAAUUGAGAAGCCUUAAUAUUAAAACAAUCAGUCGGCAAAAUAUAAGUCAACGAGCAUGCAGUUACACGCCUGAAAUUCAUUUACUAGCAUUAUGCUAGCAUUAAACAUCACUCAUGAGGUCAAAGUUGAUGGCAUAUUCUUGUCAAGAUAUAAAAUCUGAUCUCCAAAGAAAUGAGGACUAAUUUUUAUUUUCAAAAUCUUUGGAUAUUACAUCAUUUGAUAUAAACGUGAUAUUGUUUACUAGGUAUUCUGUGUGUUGGAACUUGCAAUCAUAUAACGCGGUAAUCGGCUGUUGCUAUAGACAUUAAUUAAAGUAAUGUAGUUUAUUUGGGCCCUGGAGGCUAAUUUUUGAUUGAAUAGUUAGGAUGUUAAAAUGUUGAUCGUCUGCACAUGUUUUGCAAAUGUUUUAAUUUUCUUUUAGCUCUAAAGUUUCCCAUGUUUUAACAAAUUGAUGUUUUAUGAGUCAUAUACCCCUUUUCAAAUGCUGUACAUAAGAAUGAUCUUUAUUUCAACCUUUAUUUUUCAACAGAUCAUGAGAUUUUUAUGAAUAAAAUAGGUUUUGUAAAAUAUAUACGAAUCCAAUAGGAAAAUAGCUUGCUAUGUAUAGAAAGAAAAAUAGUGUAUAUUUGUUUCGAAUUCUCACAAGAAAACGAAAAUUCAGCUUAUCUGUCAUAAAACUGUGUUUGGGCAAAUAGAUUAUCGUUCUUUUAGUUUAAAUGUUUCAUUUUCUACACCUUAUGUAUAUUUAGUAAUUCUUGUUCUUCUUCUUGCUCUUAUUUUUUUAACCUACUCUGCCUUUCUCUUUUUUUAAAUAUAUAUACAUAUACAUACAUAUGUAUGUAAAACUUUCCCCCUCCCCCUCGCUCUCCUCUCUCUCUCUCUCUCUCUCUCUCUCUCUCUCUCUCUCUUUCGUCCUAUCCCUUCUCAUGCUUAGAGGGUUUUCUUGAUUGAUUGAUACCCAUUGUGUCGUCAUCAAUGUAAAUAUACCCUUUCUUUACUUUCAUUGGCUGAAUUAAUGCUAAUUGGAUUAAUUUGGGUGUUUCCGAUAAAAGCAUCUUGCACCAUACACGUU